CUUUUCUUUCCACACCAGAAAUCUGUCCUCUCUACCAGCUGAAUUACCUUUUAAGCCGCAGCUAAAUCAUCAACUUGGCAUAUUUGAAGCUCUAUCUACCCCUCCCAACGCCUCUGCCAUAAUGCAUGCAUAAUCGUAAAACAUAGGAAAUCCCCGAAGCGUGAACGAACAGCACUCGAACGACGCCACAAUGCAUCUUCCACUCCUCCCUACUCUCCUAGGCCUCCUGGCGCUCACCGGCUCCAGCAGCGCAGGCAGAAACCCCAGGAUUCCCAAGGAUGCGAUUCUGCUCUCGAACGUGAAAUCGCUGACUCUACGCGCCGAUGCAAAAACCGCUCAUCGACGUCUCCCUGCCAUCCCACAAUUGAAAUGUAAGGGCCCGGGCUGCAAAUACUACAAGGUGGAUGUGAUGCGCUGUACGAACCAAGGCUCGGAUUACGAUGACGAAGACGUACAAUGGAGCUGCGUGGCCAGCCUGCCGCCCGAGUUCAAACUCGGCAGCACAGACGUGAUGUGCGAGGGCUAUGAUUCUGCAGACGACCCGCGGGUGCUGAAGGGGAGCUGCGGUGUGGAGUAUCGUCUGCUACUCACGGAGAAGGGCGAGGAGAGAUAUGGUUCCGGCGACUGGUUCUCUUCUUCCCCGUCGGGGGAGGCCUGGGCUGGCUAUCUCUUCGCACUGGUUUUCUUGGCCGUGUUGGCUUGGAUUCUAUAUUCUAUGUUUGUGGGCUAUCGAAAUAAUGUACAGCGUCGGCCCGCGCCUAGAGGUGGCAGAUGGGGUGGUGGAUGGGGAGGAGAUGAUAAUGAUGAUCCGCCGCCUCCGUAUCCGGGAACGUCCCCUUAUCCUGGGAAGACGUAUAGGGGCGGGGCGGGGAAUGCAGGCCAAGGGGGUUGGGGCCCUGGCUUUUUGGCUGGGGCGCUCGGAGGCGCGGCUGCGGGAUAUCUGGCGGGCAGUCGAAGGGGAGGGAGACAAAUGCAGCCAGAGGUUCCUCGUGGUGGUGGAUGGGGUGGAGGCUAUGAUGGUGGUGGGUUUACAAGGACGGGCUCAAGUGGGAGUUCUUCGAGUUCGGGAAGCAGUGCUAGGUAUGAGAGUACGGGUUUUGGUUCGACGAUUAGAAGAUAAGUGCUUGCAGACACAGGAUAUAGAGUUUGGAGUGCACGAAGAGAUGGUAGCAUUUUUAAUUGGUAUAUUCUAAUUCUACAAGACACUAUAGCCAACGCUAUUGGGGCAAUCCAGCGGGAAUGUCCCAGCGUGUCUGACGGAAAAGUAAAGGGGACGCCCUAUGAGAGCUUGCCGUCGAGGAGUGGUAAAAGAGAAUCUCAUCGUAUUCGAGCCGUGCAGAAAGCCAUUGCCCACCCUCCUAUACAAUCAUACACAACCAUACCGUCUUUGGAAACGCCUCUUGAGAAAAUCCAACAAACCCAGAUAGCAACGCCAGCGUAGACUCUAAUCACAUGUGGGCAGUCAU
Amorphotheca resinae ATCC 22711 is the source of this 1466-nucleotide messenger RNA. RefSeq lists its product as hypothetical. Gene Ontology annotation, cellular component: endoplasmic reticulum membrane. The transcript has 2 exons. The record is from RefSeq and is a predicted model, not a curated record. NCBI's taxonomy places the organism in Eukaryota, Fungi, Ascomycota, Leotiomycetes, Helotiales, Amorphothecaceae. The coding region runs from base 191 to 1120 and encodes 309 amino acids. Gene Ontology annotation, biological process: regulation of store-operated calcium entry.